Messenger RNA from Engraulis encrasicolus (European anchovy), 1591 nucleotides. RefSeq names its product zinc finger protein ZFP2-like. The record is from RefSeq and is a predicted model, not a curated record. NCBI's taxonomy places the organism in Eukaryota, Metazoa, Chordata, Actinopteri, Clupeiformes, Engraulidae. Gene Ontology annotation, cellular component: nucleoplasm. The coding region runs from base 30 to 1364 and encodes 444 amino acids. The transcript has 4 exons. Gene Ontology annotation, biological process: regulation of transcription by RNA polymerase II. Gene Ontology annotation, molecular function: DNA-binding transcription repressor activity, RNA polymerase II-specific; RNA polymerase II cis-regulatory region sequence-specific DNA binding.
UGACAGAAAACGUCUCUUAAUUACCAACCAUGGUGGACGCACUACGGAUCAUUAAAGUGGAGGAGGACUGUGACAAUUGUCUGCUCAGUGAGGACGGGGUAGUUGUGUUUUCUUCAGGUGCUUUGGAUUGCAAGGUUGAGACCGACUCAACUGGUUGGUCGUCAUCAUAUGCCUCCUCUAAUGGGACAUUGUCGACAACAGAAGCAAAGGUCUUCAAAGAAGAGAACUGUGAAUCGUUACUUUUCCCGAUGCCCAUCAAAUGCGACAUUGAAGAAACAACACUGAAGUCCGAAGACUACCUGGAAGAAAGUGGUGAUGGUGCUCUGAAAAUAGGUGGAGCUGACCCCCUUUGCACAGAGCAGACCUCCUCAUCUGCAGGCAUCAAAGCUGAACAGCAGCAGGUUCGAGAUGGAUCAGCCAUGGCUCCUGUCCUGAGCUCUGAGAUGAAUCAUCCUCAUCCAGAUCUAGUGUCACGGUACCAGCUGAAGAGGUUAUCAGUGCGACUGGUAGACUGCUGUACAAGACUUCGUCAAGAAGGAACGAAUGGCAUGAAAAACAAAGAUGAGGAGCCUGAACCUGUCUUGUGUGGUGGGCCAGAAACGGAACCAACUACAUCUGUAAUUCCCCAAUCCACUGCUGUCCCAGUAAUAACGACGCAUGCACUAACAGAGAAACACUGCCGUUCUCUUUGUGGUGAGCACUUCAAUGCCAGGACAAGUCUGACAGCACACCAGCUCAUCCACUCAGGAGAGAGGCCCCACGUCUGCCAACAGUGUGGAAAACGUCUUUCAAGCGCAGCAAAACUCAAAGUGCACAACCGCAUUCACACAGGAGAGAGGCCCUAUGCCUGCCAGCAUUGUGAUAAACGUUUUUCACGGGCAGAGGAUCUCAAACGACACCAACUCAUUCACACAGGAGAGAAGUCAUAUGUUUGCCACCAGUGUAGUAAACGGUUUACACGGGCAGAACAUCUCAGACAACACCAACACGUUCACACAGGAGAGAGGCCCUAUGCCUGCCAUCAGUGUAAUAAAUGUUUUUCACAGGCAGGAAAUCUCAAAGUACACCAACGAAUUCACACAGGAGAGAAGCCCUAUGUCUGCCAUCAGUGUAAUAAAUGUUUUUCACAGGCAGGAAAUCUCAAAGUACACCAACGAAUUCACACAGGAGAGAGGCCCUAUGUCUGCCAGCAUUGUGGUCAAAGUUUUUCAGACAUUUUUAGACUCAAAGUUCACAACCGCAUUCACACAGGCAUGGCAUCUCAAACGACACAACCGCACUCAAACGGGAGAGAGGCCUUAGGGCCUGUUGUCAUAUUUCUGGCGACUGCGUUGACGCGAACGCAUUCCAUUCAUUUUCAAUAGGAUGCGACGACGUCCUUGCAAAGGCUCCUGGGAUUGCGGCACGGCAACUUUGACAGUUCACGCACGUCAAAAAGUAGAGCUGCCUCGAAGUUUAUGGAAAGUGUCGUCCAAUGAAUGUACAGAAGGUGGGUCAUGAUGAAAUGAACUAUGAUAUGAAAAUAUAAUAUGAAUUCUGUAAUGAAAUCUGAUACCCUGUGGGAAAAAAUAAAAUCCUUCAAAAAGGAAAA